Messenger RNA from Chelonoidis abingdonii (Abingdon island giant tortoise), 1476 nucleotides. RefSeq names its product epithelial membrane protein 2 (gene EMP2). Gene Ontology annotation, biological process: positive regulation of integrin-mediated signaling pathway; cell adhesion; regulation of cell-matrix adhesion. NCBI's taxonomy places the organism in Eukaryota, Metazoa, Chordata, Testudines, Testudinidae. Gene Ontology annotation, molecular function: protein kinase binding. The record is from RefSeq and is a predicted model, not a curated record. Gene Ontology annotation, cellular component: plasma membrane; cytoplasm.
GCCAGAGUCAGACCUUCAAAACAACCCAGAGUCCUGCAGCAUCUUCCCCUCGGAUCUGCCUUACUCGCCACCAUCUCCCUGUUCAGAUCUCUGGGCAACUCCUGAGGCCACAGUCAGCCCUCCAUCUCACACUAAACCUUCACGGAGCAACCAUGUUGAUUCUUCUGGCUUUCAUUAUUGUGUUUCACAUAACUUCAGCAGCGCUGUUGUUCAUCUCAACCAUUGACAAUGCCUGGUGGGUAGGAAAAGACUUUUCUACAGAUGUCUGGAAAGUCUGUAUCAAUAUCAGCAACUGUACAGCCAUUGAUGAAAACAGUUCAGAAUAUCAGUCUGUGCAGGCUGUUCAGGCCACCAUGAUCCUGUCUACUAUUCUGUGUUGUGUUGCAUUUCUGGUUUUCAUUCUUCAACUCUUCCGCCUAAAGCAAGGAGAAAGAUUUGUGUUAACUUCUACUAUCCAGCUGCUGUCAUGUCUCUGUGUUAUGAUUGCAGCUUCCAUUUACACAAAUAAGCAUGAAGAUCUGCACAAGAGUUACGGAUACCCAUUUGAUAUUCUUAGUGGCCAGUAUGGAUAUUCCUUCAUCUUAGCCUGGAUUGCAUUUGCUUUUACUCUGAUCAGUGGAAUCAUGUACCUAGUAUUAAGGAAACGUAAAUAAAUGUCAGCAGCUAGUUAUUUCUGUCAUUGCAGUACAGAAACAGAACUCCAAUAACCAUUUUGUAUAUAAUCAUUUGUGGUUUUGUAGUAAAGGUAUUGUUUUUCUAAAAAUGUACUGUGUUCUUAGUAUGAAAGAGUAUGGAAAAAAUAAUGCAAGUUUCCUGGAACACUCUUCUAGCUGGGGUCAAGAUUCUGAACAAGCCAAGACCAAAUUAAAUUUCCUUUGUAUGUUUCACAACUUCAAAUGGCUGUCCCUAACCUAGGCAUUAACAAGAGUUUGAUCCUGCCCUCUAAAUGGUUCACACCCUCCAUCUGGAAAAGUUACAGUACAUGCUUAUUACAUUGUUAGCAUUGUGCUGUUAGAAAUCAAGAUCUGUUUGGGGAUAAGUGUAGGGAAAGAAUAAGACACACAGUACAUCACUUAAAAAAAGAUUAUAGGAGACACUGAGUAUAUCUUCUAACUAUCAUAGUAGGGAACCUGCAUUCUUGCUGUUUAUAACUCUGCAAUACAUGCUCUACAAGCUUUUAUUAAAACCCCUUGCUCUGAAAAAGUAAACCACUCCUUUUUUUUGAAUUCUGGAGUACGGAUUUUAUUUUCAUAGUGUGUCCAGAGCAUCCUCAAGCAGUACAAGUUGCUCAUCAAUUCAUUACACACUUUGGGUCUGGAAAUGGUUCUGUUUGUACAUGCUGAAGCUAACUUACAAACAAAACAAACCUUAAAUGCUCUUAACUCUCCAUUGUGCAUAGUCUUAAUCUACCUUUAAAAUUUGCUUGCCUCUAUUUCAGGCUUUUUUUAAACUGUUUAAGCCAAUAUGUGCCCCCCU